AAAACAUGAAGGUCCUAAACAAAGACGAGCUACAGAUCGCUGAAGGAGUUCUGCAAAAACACUUCCCAAAGAGUUUAAAGGUAUACGGUUUCAUAUACGGUAUUAACAGGAACAAACCAAGCACACUGGAGGUAAUCGUCGAUACGUGGCCCGAUUUUAAGGUUAUCAUUUGUCGACCUGACGCCAAGAAUAAGCGCGCCCUGGUUUUCAUGAAAAAGGUGACCUACUACAGCAUGGAUAACCGAAUUUUAAGGAAAAUGCUGACGGAAGAGAACGCAAUUGAUUGGAGCACUUAUUUUAUCAUUGGUGGAUUUGACAUUUCCCAUGCAUCCAUGCUCAAAGAAGUGUCUUCUGACAGAGAAGUCAAUAACCGUUGGUAUACUUCGGUGCAUCUUCUGUAUUUGCCGGACAGCAGUUGUCUGACCUCACCAGCAGCUGACAGUGAGCUUGAAUCAAGGAUUUCAUCUCUUAACCUUUCCCACGUUGACUUGGUGAAUAAAACCUGGAAGUUCGGAGGGAACAAGCAGGGUUACAUGAACAUUAAAAACCUCAUCAGCAACUUCCCAUCAUGCUGCAUCACUGACGGACAGGGUCAGCCCGUGUCCUGGAUUCUGGUGUAUGAUUACUGUGCGAUGGGCUUAUUGUACACUCUGCCAGAGCACAGAGGGAGAGGUUACGCCAAAGUCCUGGUCAGCACCAUGGCAAGGAGACUCCACACUGAGGGCUACCCAGUGUACUGCUAUGUAGAGGAGGACAACAUGGUCUCCUACAAGCUCUUUAAAAACCUUGGCUUCACUGAGGAUUCCUCAUUCAGGGCAGCAUGGUUUGAGUUCAACUGUUGAUUUUGUCACGAUUGUGAUUAAAUGUACAGCUGAAAUGUUAUCAGGUAAACAUAAUGUUUUAUUGAAUGAAAAUGUGAUUCAAAUGUUAUGUUUACACAUUAUAUAUACUCUUCAAAGUAUUCAAUCAAAACCUGGACUGUUAUAAUGGUGAUGUAAGUGAUAGAGGAAUUAACUGACACAAAUAGUACAAUAAUAAUGUCACCUUUUAAUAAUGGGUUCAGGUGUUUGAAGGAAAUCUUCAAUGUAAAUUGAGCUCCUGAUUGAUUCUGUGGUCUCUGUUAGCAUGAUGAUAUGAAGUAUUUGACAUGUGGACAAGUGUUAGCCUAUAAUAUACUGCGAAACAGUGGUGGAAAAUAACAUUUACUCAAGUAUUAUAUUCAUUUUGAAGGAACUUGUACUUUGCUUUCCAAGUUAUGCUACUUUAUACUUGUACUCCACUAUAUUUUGGGGCCAAAUAUUAAAUAUAUAUUUUUUGAUAUACUUUUUACUACAUUCAUUUGAUAGCUCUAGUUACUUUGUAUAAUAAACAAAUAAAUCAAUAAA
This is a messenger RNA of Anoplopoma fimbria (sablefish), 1385 nucleotides long. RefSeq lists its product as uncharacterized. The coding region runs from base 6 to 842 and encodes 278 amino acids. Lineage: Eukaryota; Metazoa; Chordata; Actinopteri; Perciformes; Anoplopomatidae. Gene Ontology annotation, cellular component: mitochondrion. The record is from RefSeq and is a predicted model, not a curated record. The transcript is spliced from 5 exons. Gene Ontology annotation, molecular function: glycine N-acyltransferase activity.